AGUUCCGGUUGGUGUAAAACCCCCGGGGCGGCGGCGGACUGGGUUCAGUCGCUUGUGAGUCGCUGAGGUAUAAGUUCAUUUGCUCGCUGUCCUUGUGGUGUGGUUGGUUGAGCCUGGGAGCGACAGAACCUCGGCAAGGGGAUGGCGGCGGCGGUGAAGACGGCCGCCGCUGUGGGCAGACUUCUGGCUCUGGUGCUGCUCGGGCUCAUGGCGCCCUCGGCCGUGCUGGCUGGCUACAUCGAGGCACUUGCAGCAAAUGCAGGAACAGGAUUUGCUGUAGCUGAGCCUCAGAUUGCAAUGUUUUGUGGAAAGUUGAACAUGCACGUCAAUAUUCAGACUGGGAAAUGGGAGGCAGACCCAACAGGAACCAAGACCUGUUUUGGAACUAGAGAAGAAGUUCUUCAGUAUUGUCAAGAGAUGUAUCCAGAACUUGAGAUCACCAAUGUGAUGGAAGCAAACAAACGGGUUGUUAUUGACAACUGGUGCAAGAAAGGCAAGAAGCAGUGCAAGCCUCGGUCUCACAUUGUUAUUCCCUACAAGUGCAUAGUGGGUGAGUUUGUUAGUGAUGUUCUGCUGGUUCCUGAGAGGUGUCAGUUUUUCCAUAAAGAGAAAACAGAUGUAUGCGAGUAUCAUCAGCACUGGCAUGCUGUAACAAAAGAGGCAUGUAUGUCUCAGGGCAUGACCUUGUACAGUUAUGGUAUGCUGCUACCCUGUGGGCUGGACCAAUUUCAUGGCACAGAGUAUGUGUGCUGCCCCCAAACAAAAGUAAUUGAAUCCAUUUCCUCAAAAGAAGAUGAUGAGGAUGAGGAUGAAGAAGAAGAUGAAGAAGAAGAUGAAGAUUAUGAUAUUUAUAAAAGUGAAUUUCCUACUGAGGCAGAUACAGAAGACUUCACAGAAGCAGCUGUGGAAGAUGAUGAGGAAGAAGGGGAUGAAGAAGAGGAAGAAGAGGAAGAAGAAGAAGAAGAGGAAGAAGUGGUAGAAGAUCGUGAUUAUUACUAUGAUAACAACUACAAAGUAGAUGGCUACAUUGAAGAAACUCCAACUGAACCUAGCAGUGAUGGGACUCUCUCUGAGAAGGAAAUAACUCAUGAUGUUAAAGCUGUCUGCUCCCAGGAAGCGAUGACAGGGCCCUGCCGGGCCGUGAUGCCCCGUUGGUACUUCGACCUCUCCAAGGGAAAAUGCGUGCGCUUUAUAUAUGGCGGCUGCGGAGGCAACAGGAACAAUUUUGAGUCUGAGGACUAUUGUAUGGCUGUGUGUAAAACGAUGAUUCCUCCAACUCCUCUGCCAACCAAUGAUGUUGAUGUAUAUUUCGAGACCUCCGCAGAUGACAAUGAGCAUGCAAGAUUCCAGAAGGCUAAGGAGCAGCUUGAAAUUCGGCAUCGAAAUCGCAUGGACAGAGUAAAGAAGGAAUGGGAAGAAGCAGAGCAUCAAGCUAAGAACCUUCCCAAGGCAGAACGACAGACCCUGAUUCAGCACUUCCAAGCGAUGGUUAAAUCUCUAGAGAAGGAAGCAGCUAGUGAGAAGCAGCAGCUGGUGGAGACUCACUUGGCUCGAGUUGAGGCUAUGCUGAAUGAUCGUCGUCGCAUGGCUCUAGAGAAUUACCUGGCCGCCUUGCAGUCUGACCCACCAAGGCCCCAUCGAAUCCUUCAGGCCUUGAGGCGUUACGUUCGUGCAGAGAACAAGGAUCGCCUGCAUACCAUCCGCCAUUACCAGCAUGUGUUGGCAGUUGACCCAGAAAAGGCUGCCCAGAUGAAAUCCCAGGUAAUGACACAUCUCCAUGUGAUUGAAGAGAGAAGAAAUCAGAGCCUGUCCCUAUUAUACAAAGUACCUUAUGUGGCCCAGGAAAUCCAGGAAGAAAUAGAUGAACUACUUCAGGAACAGCGUGCUGAUAUGGACCAGUUUACAUCAUCCAUUUCAGAGUCUCCAGUAGAUGUCCGAGUUAGUUCUGAAGAAAGUGAUGAGGUUCCACCUUUCCACUCAUUCCAUCCUUUCCCAUCCUUACCUGAGAAUGAAGACACCCAGCCGGAUUUGUACCACCCAAUGAAAAAAGGGUCUGGUGUGGCAGAGCUAGAUGGACUGAUUGGAGCUGAAGAGAAAGUGAUUAACAGCAAGAAUAAAGUGGAUGAGAAUGUGGUCAUUGACGAAACCCUGGAUGUUAAAGAAAUGAUUUUCAAUGCUGAAAGAGUUGGAGGACUUGUGGAAGAGCCGGAGUCUGAAGGAUCACUACGAGAUGACUUCAGCCUGAGCAGCAGUGCUCUCAUUGGCCUGCUGGUCAUUGCAGCAGCCAUUGCCACCGUCAUUGUCAUCAGCCUGGUGAUGCUGAGGAAGAGGCAGUAUGGCACCAUCAGCCAUGGGAUUGUGGAGGUUGACCCAAUGCUCACUCCUGAGGAGCGCCACCUGAACAAGAUGCAGAACCACGGCUAUGAGAAUCCGACUUACAAAUACCUGGAGCAGAUGCAAAUCUAAGUGAUGUGAAAGUGCUGCACUCCUGGUGGGAAAGGAAGUGGUAAAGGAGGGCCAAAAGGGGUCCAGUGUUUGGAUCAACUACUGACCAACUGUUGCUUCAAGAGGAUUUCAUCUUACAUUCAGAACUCCUGGAUCAUUAAGACUAUAAGUACUACUGUAGAGUUGCAAUUUCCAUUCUUUUAAAUGGGUGAAAAAUGAUAAUAUAACUAUAUGAUAUAUAAAUCUUCUUAAAUGAAAUGAAAAUUGAUCUAUUGCAGAUAUAUGACUGUAGUUUUUUCUUUUUUUAAAUUAAUCUGAAAUUUCAAUUCUAUUGUAUUGUCUCACACAAGCUCUCUAUAUAAAUGGAAGAUGUUGAUUUUUAUUUCUGAUAGACUGUAUAUGAAGGUCGUUUGUACCAACUGCAUUGUAUAAAUGAACUUGUAGCUCAUUUAUCAUUCUGGCUUUUAUAUAUAAAAGCAGUAUUCUAACUUUAAAUGAAUUUGUGGAAAGUUGCAAACUGAUCAAAUGAAAGGUGGAGAUGAGGUGCUGGACUAGUGCAGCACGUUGUGUGGCGUCUCUUCAACACUACUUUUUAAAGAAUUAGUUUCUUAGAGAUCUGGUGCUUCCACUGCUGGGUUACUUGGUGUUUGCAUGCACCAAGACAUUUGAAAAACCUAAGGUUGUGUUUCAAGGUCUUUUCUCCAGCAUGAUGUACACAGAUAGGGUGGUAACUGUAACCACUUUUCUCCUUAAGUCUGUUUUCCUUAAAGUCUGUGCAGUUGUGCUCAAUGCUCUGCCAUUCCUCCUUGGUCUGAUUUGUAACCUCCCCCCGCCCCCCCUCCCGCCUCCAAAACAAAUCAAGUUCAUUUGACUUUUCUUCUUCCUUGAACAAAGCUUUGAGUUUUUACCUUCAUUGGCAUUUGCCCUUUUAAACAUGUUUUCAUCUCACUACCUCUCCCUUACCCUUGUCACCAGGUUAUUUGGUGUCCACCUGAAGAAUAUUAUGGUCAUGGCGGGGGAGUUGGGCUGGUUAUAACACUCCGCCCUAGAACCCCUAGUCAUCGGAGGGGGGAAAAACUUGAAUGUUUGCUUUCAUUUGGAAAAAGGAUAGUGCAACUUUUAUAGAAAACUGGAUCUAUAGACACCAUGGAGAGCAGUGAUGAUUUUUGUUUCAUUUACCCUCAUGUCUUUGUAAUGCUUGUAUAGUUGAUGUUGACGCUCACAGCUUUUUUUAAAUUUGGAGGUUCUGGUAACCUGUGGUGUAUUUUUUCUAUUUUCCUGUGAUUUUGGGUUUUCCCCCUUUUCCCCUUUCCCAUCCAUGUCUCUCCCACUAUGCACAGAUUAAACUUAACCUGCAAACUCCUUAGUGUGGUCUGUGGGGAAUGUACAAAGUUUAAACACAUCAAUAAACACUUUAACUUCCACAGAGAA
This is a messenger RNA of Trichosurus vulpecula (common brushtail), 3876 nucleotides long. It is a transcript of the gene APLP2, whose product is annotated as amyloid beta precursor like protein 2. The transcript is spliced from 18 exons. The coding region runs from base 142 to 2466 and encodes 774 amino acids. Gene Ontology annotation, biological process: axonogenesis; central nervous system development. Gene Ontology annotation, molecular function: transition metal ion binding; heparin binding; serine-type endopeptidase inhibitor activity. Lineage: Eukaryota; Metazoa; Chordata; Mammalia; Diprotodontia; Phalangeridae. The record is from RefSeq and is a predicted model, not a curated record. Gene Ontology annotation, cellular component: membrane.